This is a messenger RNA of Acaulospora colombiana, 237 nucleotides long. Lineage: Eukaryota; Fungi; Glomeromycota; Glomeromycetes; Diversisporales; Acaulosporaceae. The record is from the annotation of a GenBank genome assembly.
AUGAGCGAAGAUCAAAAUUGGAUUCUCAAAUCUGGAAAAUGUGUUGAGGACACGAUUUUUAGACACUCUAGGAUAUUACCUACCGAAACAUACUUGCACUCAUGGAUUAUUGAUAUUAGAGACGAAGACACGGAAAGUUUAUUUACCGUAGAAGAGUGGGAUGAAAUUAAGAAUGAAGACUUAAAAUUCCCUGAAGUGGACGAAGCAUUCACAGAAUCUAUGAUGAGAUUUGCCAAU